AUUAUGCUCAAACAGGUUCCACUGGUAUUUACACUAUAACAAUUGUCAGAACCCAUUUUACGGGACUAGUUGGAGAAGGACAAGCCAACCUGUAGAGCUUCAUGAGCACCUGCUGGAACAAUCACAAUGUUGGGGACGGACAACCUGAGAUCUGGCCACAUGCUCCUUUUGCUGCUUGUAGCCAGUUCAAUAUUACUGGGCAUUAGCUAUCUGAAUGAGAUGUAUCAAAGGAUCCAACUUCAGACAGACUUGGCCAUUGUGGAAAGACAAGCACACCAUUCUGUAUCGGAGAAAUCAAUUAUUCACCAUAGGGCAGCCCAAUUAGAGUUGAAACUAGAAGGUGUCAUCCAAGAAAAGAAGAGGUUAGAAGGUAUUCAUGAAUUUCAAUCGCAGCAGCAAAAUUCUAAUUUUGAAAGGGAAAAGCAAGACCUUCUAAAGACGAUAUCCUUAAAAGAGGAGAAGAUGGCAGAACUAAAAGAUAAAUAUGAAAGCCUGAAAUUACGUUUUGACAAUCUUCACUCAGUAAUGGAACAAGUUGAAAAAAAUCAGUCAAGACUUCUGGAAAAAUUUGCCACCCAGUCGACUCAGUGCAUGAAUGUCAUUGGUAUGAUGAGUAAAUUAUGUAGUAUGGGUAAAAACAAAAUACAAAAAAUACUACCAUUUAUCAAAGAAAAAGAUACUUUCAUGACUGCAGUCACCAGCCAAUCACCCGCUGUAACAUACAAACUUAAAAACAUUUCAGAGGCACCAAAUCCAGAAGGUGGCUUCACGAAAGCUCAAACGCCUCUGAUGCAAGCUAUAACAGACAUCUCCUUAUCAUCGUCAGAUGGCAAGCGAAGGCAUUUGACUGUUGGUCCUGGAGUAAAUAAUGUGAGCUCAGAACCAGAAAAUACUACAAGCCCGAAGAAAGACCAAUAUAAUGCAUUGGCCCCUAAAAACACACUACAAGGACGCUAUCUAAAUGGAACAACACAGGAGAAAAAGACCAGUAAAGCUGAGAAGAUGCUGCUUACCCAACAAAAUGACACUUUUCUUAAUGAGACACUCAUCAAAAAUGAUGUGAAUGAAAACUCCACCAGGCGACAAAGGACCAAAGAAAAACUGCUUUCAGAUUCACGUACAGAUCCCCAAAAUCUGUUUAGAGAUGUCAGUUAUUAUAAACGUGUCAGUGAAAUGAAGAGAAACACACUGAAAAAUCUACAGUUACAGCUGACUAAUUCAAGUAAUCUGGCGAUACGCGGAGCGCAAAUCAAUGUAACAGAAAGUGAUGGAGAGGAAAAACGUAAUCUCACAUUAUUAGAAGACAGAACACCAGAAACUAUUAUCAGAAAAAAAGCCACAGAGGAAACGACAAAGGUUACCUCGGAGAAUGAAUUAAGUUCACUUCUGGAUGUUUACAACACAGAGGAAAAAGAUAAAGAUGGAGACAUUAUAAAAGAGAAGAUAAAAGAUGACGAAACACAUUUGGCAGUCACUAACAAGAAAAAUUCUAAGAAAUUACAGACUCCGAGAAUAGAAUAUAUUGAAUAAGAGACUCAUUAAAUCUAAUUAAAUAAACAUAAUACAAAUCUAUGAACUGUCUUUAUAAAUAAAAAAAUAUUAUUUAAAGCUGUAAACGA
Molecule: messenger RNA, 1619 nt
Organism: Rana temporaria (common frog)
Lineage: Eukaryota; Metazoa; Chordata; Amphibia; Anura; Ranidae
Product: Golgi membrane protein 1-like
Exons: 7
Coding region: 127-1530 (467 amino acids)
Source: RefSeq, a predicted model, not a curated record